Molecule: messenger RNA, 1443 nt
Organism: Tauraco erythrolophus (red-crested turaco)
Lineage: Eukaryota; Metazoa; Chordata; Aves; Musophagiformes; Musophagidae
Source: RefSeq, a predicted model, not a curated record
GUUCCUUCGAUUAUGAGUAACAUGCUGAAUCCGGAUGCUAUUUUUUCAAACAAUGAAAUGAGCCUGUCAGACAUUGAAAUUUAUGGUUUUGAUUACGACUACACAUUGGUCUUUUAUUCUAAACAUCUGCACACGCUGAUCUUCAAUGCUGCUCGAGAUCUUCUUAUUAAUGAGCAUCGGUAUCCUGCAGAGAUAAGAAAAUAUGAUUAUGAUCCAAAUUUUGCAAUCAGAGGACUUCAUUAUGAUGUACACCGGGCAUUGUUAAUGAAGAUUGAUGCUUUUCAUUAUAUUCAGCUGGGAACAGUUUACAGAGGCCUCAGUGUUGUCCCAGAUGAAGAAGUCAUUGCAAUGUAUGAUGGUUCCCAUGUCCCUUUAGAACAAAUGAGUGACUUCUAUGGAAAGAGCUCACAAGGAAACACAAUGAAACAAUUCAUGGAUAUAUUUUCCUUGCCAGAAAUGACACUCCUUUCUUGUGUGAAUGAAUAUUUUCUGAAAAACAACAUAGACUAUGAGCCUGUUCAUCUGUACAAAGAUGUCAAGGAUUCGAUCAGGGACGUCCACAUCAAAGGAAUAAUGUACAGAGCAAUUGAAGCAGAUAUCGAGAAAUACAUCUGCUAUGCCGAACAAACUCGUGCCGUGUUAGCAAAGCUGGCUGAUCAUGGCAAGAAGAUGUUUCUCAUCACAAACAGUCCCAGUAGCUUUGUGGACAAAGGCAUGAAGUUCAUAGUCGGCAAGGACUGGAGGGAUCUCUUUGAUGUGGUCAUUGUACAGGCUGAAAAGCCAAAUUUUUUCAAUGAUAAGCGAAGACCGUUUCGGAAGGUGAAUGAACGAGGAGUGUUGCUUUGGGACAAAAUUCACAAGCUGCAGAAAGGUCAGAUUUACAAACAGGGUAACUUGUAUGAAUUUCUGAAGCUAACUGGCUGGAGGGGCUCUAAGGUUCUCUACUUUGGUGAUCACAUUUACAGUGACUUGGCAGAUUUGACCCUGAAGCAUGGCUGGCGCACUGGUGCUAUUAUUCCAGAGUUACGAUCGGAGAUUAAAAUCAUGAACACAGAGAAGUACAUUCAAACCAUGACCUGGCUGCAAACCUUGACAGGAUUACUGGAACACAUGCAGGUUCACCGUGAUCCUGAUUCACAAAUGAUUUUGGAAGAAUGGAAGAAGGAAAGAAAGGAAAUGAGGGAGAUGAACAGGAAUUUCUUCAACGCACAGUUUGGAAGCAUAUUCAGAACUGAUGAGAAUCCAACUUACUUCCUCAGACGUCUCUCUAGAUUUGCGGAUAUCUACAUGGCAUCAUUGAGUUGUCUCUUGAACUAUGAGCCUGAUUACACGUUUUAUCCGAGACGGACUCCUUUGCAGCAUGAACUUCCUGGCUGGUCAGACCAGCUGUGCACUGGUACAUUCAGAAUACCUUUCCUACAAGAGACAGUUCAGAUCAAGUAA